AUGCAAGGCCUCCUUCCCCCUCCCGCCCCCGCCCAGGCGGUAGCCGCAACAGACGAACCCUUGAGGGGUCUAAAGAGAAACUACCUGAGCCUUUUGCUGCAGGUGCAGAUCAUCGAGAUAUGUCUCGCAUUCGAGUCCCACGUCCCCCUCCACGUUCGCAACACGAUAUGGCCUGCAGACCUUGAGGCGGCCAUUCUUGCCCUAAGACAGGGCACACCGACCCCCGCUGGCCAAGCCGACUCAACCACUGCGUCUCAGCCGUCACAUCCACCACCGCCCGCGUUCUCAGCAGCAGAUGUCCCUUCGCAGCAUGCUCAUCCGCCCGCAUACCAUGCUCAUGAGCACAGCAGACCCCCAAUGGCCUCCUUGAUGGACGACUCCGUCAACUCCGCCGAAAAGCAAGGGACGCAGGAUCCCUCGCCGCCUGUUGACCCCGCCGCGCACUCGCUCGCACCACCAGGAGUGUCGCAGCCCCUCGCGCCAUACCCCUACGCACCCUAUGGCUACACGCCCCAAAAUCAGCCCGCGCAGCCCGCCUACCCGCACGCGCCCUACUACCCCCCGCAUCCACACCUCCCGCCGCUCCCGCACGCAUAUCCCCCGCCCUAUCCCUAUCCCGGCUAUCCCCCCCACCCCCACGCAUCCGUUUACUCCCCGCGCGGGUCAUCCGCUGCGCCGAUGCCAGGACCCUCCGCACCCUCGCCAGGUCCUCCACCACCCCCGCCGGCUAACGACGACCUGCCUUCGUACGAGGAGAUGAUCGUCGAGGCGCUCCUCGAAAUGGGCGAUCCCGAGGGUGCCGCGCCGAAGGACCUCUUCGCAUGGAUGGCCUCGCGUUACCCGUUGCAGACCAACUUCCGCCCGAGCGCGAGCCAGGCACUGCAGAAGGCCUUUAAGCGCGGCCGGCUCGAGAAGCGGGCAGGUGGACGGUAUCGACUGAACGCGGCAUGGGAAGGUGGUGCGACAUCGAAGCGGACUACGCGCAGACCACAGACGCUCGCACAGACUGCGUAUGCCAUGCAUCACCCACCCCCACCUCCCUCUUCUCCGUUCACCAAUGCCCCGCUAACCCACCACCAUCCGCCCUAUCCACACGCAAAUGGCGCACAUGCCGCGGGCGCGUAUCCAGGAUACUCGUAUGGCUACCCGCCAACAGGCUAUCCCGGUUACUCCGGCUACCCAACGUAUCCACCGCCCUCCGACACGUCCCUCGCCCAAGGGAAGGACGGCUCGGCCUCACAGGCGCUCGCAACCACAUCCUCCGCGCCGGGGUCGUCGAAUCCGCACGCGUCAUUCUCUGCGGCAAAGGACGGCGCGAGUGUGGGUGACACGAGCGCGUGGGAGGCCGCGCAACACAUACUCGAGGCAAUCAACUUCAGUUCUUUCGGCCUCACCAGCAGCAACGGGCAGGACGCUCAGCCCGCUGCACAGCCAUCGUCUGCCGGCGGCGCAGCCCAUCCGCCGCCGGUCGUCGCGAGCGCGGGGAUCGACCUAUCCACCGGCGCGGGUACGGGUGCGAGCGGCAGCGAUGGCCGCGCGAGCGAGGUGCGGGCGGUGCUCACAGACGAGGAGCGCGCGGCGCUGCAGGCACAUCUUGCGCUAUUGGCUGCGCAACUCGCUGAGAUUGCGGACGCGGAGAGCGACGAGGAGCACGAGGAGGAGGAAGAGGAGGAAGAGGAGGAGCUGACGGUGGAGGCGGGCGAGGAAGAGGAAGAAGCUGCCGCUGAUGUUGCCGAGGCGGUACAACUCGGCGAGUCAGCGCUCUCGCCCGCCUCUGACAAGGGCGAGGGCGCGGUGCGGAACGUGUCGCAGGUGAUGCCUGCAACUCCGGCGAGUGCGCAGAUGCUGGCGCCGACGGGCGCAGACAUCGGCACGGGAUUGAUCGCGGGUGUAGGCGCGGCUGUUAGCAUGCAGGAGGAGGAAGAGAGCGACGAGGACGAGGACGAGGACAUGGAGAUGGUGGAGGUGCCGACGUACCCAGGCGAGGGUAUACGAGCGUGA
This is a messenger RNA of Postia placenta MAD-698-R-SB12, 2001 nucleotides long. RefSeq lists its product as hypothetical. Gene Ontology annotation, molecular function: DNA binding. Bases 1 to 2001 code for a protein of 666 amino acids. Gene Ontology annotation, cellular component: nucleosome. The transcript has 3 exons. Gene Ontology annotation, biological process: nucleosome assembly. The record is from RefSeq and is a predicted model, not a curated record. Lineage: Eukaryota; Fungi; Basidiomycota; Agaricomycetes; Polyporales; Adustoporiaceae.